AUGGGGGUUACACGGCUUGCCCCUUCCUGCAUCCCGGGGAAGGUGGGGGAGGUAGAGGUGGAGGAGGGGGUGGGCCGCCCGGUGCAGCCAGCAGUAGCAGCAUCUUUAAGCCACGGGCUCGGCAGCACGGUCAACGCCAGCCGAUAUGGCUCAAGAGACAAGUUCAUGCGGCAUGGGGAGGUGCUGCUGCUGGCGGCGCUGGCGGAGGAUCCGUUGGAGCGUUGCCUAGCUGUCGUACGAUACGCGCUUGCCGUACUGGCUGACAUGCUGCGGCCUGGCGGAUCCGACCCGGACGACCUGCCCAUCACCACGCUCGGUUGCCACCAUGUGACCGUACGGCAACUUGUCCCCUGCGUCCACAUACAAGAGCUCCUCAGCUUCGAUCCGAUUGAGGGCCCCAAGCAGCUUCAGCUGGCGCCCGGGGGACCUGGACUGCCAGCCGUCGUGGCGACACUGAAAAUCGACCCACGGGUCAAGGUUAAGGCGAAGCGCCUCGGCCGUGAUGUGUCCGUCAAGAUGAGGCAUCACGAGGGGUCGUGUGAGGACGCAAUCGGGGAGGAGUCGUGGGGAGUGGUAGGGAGUCGUAAGAGUGGUGGCUGUGGCUGCACAAGGCGAAUGAUCCAAGGUGGACCGGUUUGGCCGGCUGUGGCUGUGGCUGUGGCUGUGGCUGUGGCUGUGGCUGUGGCUGUGGCUGUGGCUGUGGCUGUGGCUGUGGCUGUGGCUGUGGCUGUGGCUGUGGCUGUGGCUGUGGCUGUGGCUGUGGCUGUGGCUGUGGCUGUGGCUGUGGCUGUGGCUGUGGCUGUGGCUGUGGCUGUGGCUGUGGCUGUGGCUGUGGCUGUGGCUGUGGCUGUGGCUGUGGCUGUGGCUGUGGCUGUGGCUGUGGCUGUGGCUGUGGCUGUGGCUGUGGCUGUGGCUGUGGCUGUGGCUGUGGCUGUGGCUGUGGCUGUGGCUGUGGCUGUGGCUGUGGCUGUGGCUGUGGCUGUGGCUGUGGCUGUGGCUGUGGCUGUGGCUGUGGCUGUGGCUGUGGCUGUGGCUGUGGCUGUGGCUGUGGCUGUGGCUGUGGCUGUGGCUGUGGCUGUGGCUGUGGCUGUGGCUGUGGCUGUGGCUGUGGCUGUGGCUGUGGCUGUGGCUGUGGCUGUGGCUGUGGCUGUGGCUGUGGCUGUGGCUGUGGCUGUGGCUGUGGCUGUGGCUGUGGCUGUGGCUGUGGCUGUGGCUGUGGCUGUGGCUGUGGCUGUGGCUGUGGCUGUGGCUGUGGCUGUGGCUGUGGCUGUGGCUGUGGCUGUGGCUGUGGCUGUGCGACUGGAGGGCGGCGGCCACGUGAAUGUGAUUCCACCAGUCGGCGUCGGCCUCACUCCGGAGCCGCAACAGCAGCAGCAGCAGCAGCAGCAGCAAUAUCACUAUCAACAUCAUCAAGCAAUGAUGACGGCGCCGGUGAUUCACGCGCAAGCUGCCGUGCAGGAGCGGUACACGGUCAUACUUCCCAGUCUUGUACUGCGCGGCAACCUGCCGUACGCGGCCCGUCCAGAGUUUCAAGGCAAGUAA
This is a messenger RNA of Volvox carteri f. nagariensis, 1542 nucleotides long. RefSeq lists its product as uncharacterized. The record is from RefSeq and is a predicted model, not a curated record. The transcript is spliced from 7 exons. The coding region runs from base 1 to 1542 and encodes 513 amino acids. NCBI's taxonomy places the organism in Eukaryota, Viridiplantae, Chlorophyta, Chlorophyceae, Chlamydomonadales, Volvocaceae.